UAGGGAUCAGGAGCCCUGAGGCAGGCUGGCUGGGCACAUUCCAGGACUGGCUUCCGUGAACCCCAUUGCCGCCGCAGAACUGGUCAGGGCUGGGAUUUGCGCUAUGGGGCUGGAGGACAGGGCCAAGUGCUAGUGCUGGGGCCCAGAGCCAAGCUGCUGGGCAGCCGGCAGCGGUCCCACACAGGGGCGCGGUGGACCCCUCUCUCUGUGAGGCCACACUGUUGGCCAGGACACCAGCGGUGCCCUGUCCGGGGUGGGGCAGGACCACAUACAUGGGCAGAUCCUGGGCCAGCCGCGCCCCCUCUCAGGGCAGGAGGAAGAGGAGGAGGGGGCUAGGGCUACCCCAGCGGCAAGACCGGCCUUCCCCGGGAUGGGCUCUGAGGAGCUGCGGCUGGCCUCCUUCUGCGAAUGGCCACUGACCGCCGUGGUGGGGCCUGAGCGGCUGGCUGCUGCAGGCUUCUUCUACACUGGCCAGCAAGACAAAGUGAGGUGCUUCUUCUGCUGCGGGGGUCUGCAGAGCUGGGAGCAAGGGGAUGACCCCUGGACAGAGCACGCCGAGUGGCUCCCCAGAAGUUGUCUCCAAAACAGCCUUCCCAGCAAGGGCCUCACCCUCCGUGACCCCCAGCUGCCCGCUGCAGGGCCCUGUGGGGGCACAAGGCUGGCUAGAGGGGCUCUCCUGCAGCCCAAGCCGUGCCACGCCUCCCAACCCGCUUCCUUCAGGUGUGAGUUCCUGCUCCAGACGAGGGGGGACUUUGUCCGCAACGUGCAGGAGUCCCGUUGCCACUGGCUCGGCUCCUGGGACCGAUUGGAAGAGCCAGAAGACGGGCCCCCUGCCAUCCCCUCAGUGCCCCUCUCCCUGUCUUGCAGGUGCCGGGGACAGCCAGGAGUGGUCCGCACAGUGCCAGUGCCCAGCAGUGCAGGCCGUGCUGCGCAUGGGCUUUGGGCCGGGCCGCGUGCAGAACCUGCUGCAGCGGAAGUACGGCUGGGCAGGGCCGGCUGACCUCUCUGCGCUGCUGGUGGCAGACCUGCUCCAGGAAGACGAUGGGGACUGGGGGCCGGGGACCAAAGGUCUCAAGCUGUCCACGCCCAGAAGAGAGGCCGGUCAGAGGGUGCCAGGGACCGGGGAUGUGGGAGAGCAGCUGCGGCGCCUACAGGAGGAGCGGACCUGCACAGUCUGCCUGGACCAUGCCGUGGGCACUGUCUUCGUGCCCUGAGGCCACCUGGUCUGUGCCGAGUGCACACCCGCCCUGCAGCUGUGCCCCGUCCGCAGGGCCCCCAUCCGCAGCUGCGUGCGCACCUUCCUGUCCUAGGCCGGGUGCUGGCUGCCACGCGGACGCCCUGCCCAUCUCCGCCUAUCCCUCGGGCCACAGGGCAGGCCUGCUGA
Molecule: messenger RNA, 1384 nt
Organism: Lontra canadensis (Northern American river otter)
Lineage: Eukaryota; Metazoa; Chordata; Mammalia; Carnivora; Mustelidae
Gene: BIRC7
Product: baculoviral IAP repeat containing 7
Biological process (GO): positive regulation of protein ubiquitination; regulation of cell cycle; negative regulation of apoptotic process
Cellular component (GO): nucleus; cytoplasm
Molecular function (GO): cysteine-type endopeptidase inhibitor activity involved in apoptotic process; ubiquitin protein ligase activity
Source: RefSeq, a predicted model, not a curated record